GAUAUAAUUCCAGAUCAGAUUGCUUUGUACGCGGUCUACAUGCCUAUUCUUCGGACGCAGGUCUUGUCGUACGUACACACGUGGAACCAACUCCGUAUCCGGAAGCAACGAGAGAGGUCAUAUGUUGUCUCUGGUCGGCCGUUCAUGAAUUAUUAUCAUCCAGAACAUAUAAUCGACCAUGGUCUUCUCGUACACGAGGAGUCUCUUCAGCAGCUAAGGGACUCCGUACGAGGCUGGGAUAUGGCUGAGUAUCUACCUUCAGAGACUUUGGAAUGG
Aspergillus eucalypticola CBS 122712 is the source of this 276-nucleotide messenger RNA. RefSeq lists its product as uncharacterized. The record is from RefSeq and is a predicted model, not a curated record. The annotation marks the transcript as partial. Lineage: Eukaryota; Fungi; Ascomycota; Eurotiomycetes; Eurotiales; Aspergillaceae. The transcript has a single exon.